UGGAAGAAGGACAGGACUGGAGGGUGUUUAUGGCUGGUAUUGCUACGUACCCCAACUUCAUGGUUGCUUGGUGGAAUGUUGAUACGGUCUUAUUGCCGAUUCAUUCAUCCCCUAAUCAUUGGCUAUUUGGGGAACUACGAUUAGCGUCAAUGGAAGUGCAUAUUUAUGACAGUCUUGGUAGAGGGGCUUAUGAAAAAUUCAAAUCUGAAGGAAUCUUUUCCAAAUUUGAACGUCGGGUGGCAAAUUAUUUGGACAAGAUUAAGUAUUGGCCCCGGAGGAACAUCCCAAGGAUUCUAUUGAAUAUGCAAUUCAUUUAUGAAGAAAAUGUUCCCCAACAAAGUAGUCAUUUGGGAGAUUGCGGUGUUUUUGUUUGUAUGUUUAUGGAGCAAUUGGUUUCAGGUCAACCAAUACGUGUUCUUAUUGACCCAAAGAACGCAGCUUUAGAGUUCCGUCUACGGAUGACAAAAAUUAUUUGGGGGUCUAGUCUUGGUCCUAUGUAGUUGGAUUAUAUAAUUGUAUAUAUAAAUUAAUGUUGGAU
Lactuca sativa (garden lettuce) is the source of this 538-nucleotide messenger RNA. RefSeq lists its product as uncharacterized. Gene Ontology annotation, molecular function: deSUMOylase activity. Gene Ontology annotation, biological process: proteolysis; protein desumoylation. The record is from RefSeq and is a predicted model, not a curated record. Gene Ontology annotation, cellular component: nucleus. NCBI's taxonomy places the organism in Eukaryota, Viridiplantae, Streptophyta, Magnoliopsida, Asterales, Asteraceae.